UUUGAAAGAAAGCGGCCUUAUCUUCACUGCAACAAAACAAAGGAAUACGCAUAGUUUAAUACAAUACUGCAUAAAACACGUAUUUUCUUGUUAAUCAUAUUGACACUGAUAGAGUGAGUAUAUAUCAGAAGUAUUACUGCUUCACUGCUCUGAUUUUGAUGCAAGAGAGAAGCUGAUAAAGAUAAAAUUAGAUUACAUUAAUAAAAGAAUUAAAAAACAAUAAACUAAAAGGAGAAAUAUAUAGGUGGAGUUGUGCUUGUGCUUUGUCCAUAUCAGUAUAUGGCCCUACUUGUAUUUUUUGAGUUUCUUCUCUCUGGCUAUUCUUUGAAGCUUUAACAGAGAAAACCCAGUGGAAUUUUCCGAGAUUUUGAGGUUCUUUGUAUGCAUGCUGUGGAUCUACCUGCUGUAAAGUAUUGAUCUGAUAUUGGUUUGAGCACCCUUUUGGGGAAUUUUAGUGGUGAAGUAAUCGAGAUUCCUCGUCGGAGUCUGUCAGUCUUUUGUGUGCUUUACCUUUUGGCCAUGAUUGAUUUUGAUUUUCUUGUGAUAAUCUAAAUCUCUCUGUCUUAUAGCAUUAAUGAUGCAUUUGAUCCUGUUAUUCAACGACAUAACUUGUAGAAAGUUAUCUGAUAUUGAUUCAUUGGGUAAGAAUGUAAAGCUGCUCCUUUGCUGUUUGUCUUUAGACCUAUCAGUUGCUUCGUUCAUGUUUUAUGCAAGGGGCAAAAGAGCAGGGGAAUUAUUGCUUCCGUAUCAUAUGGAGAAUUAUCCUCCUUGAUCUUGAAUAGGCCAAAAUUUCCUUAUUUCCAGAUAGAAAUUUGGAUUAGUUCUUUGUAUGUGAAGAUAUUUUACCAAUAUUCGUCAAGGCUUUGACUUAGAUAAUUACUUUGACUUGCAUAAUUAUUGAAUAAUCGUAAGUUCAUGGCUUUCAAAUUUUGAUAUUGAAUAUUUUGAUAAUUUUUAUUAUUGAUUUGUGAUUAAAAUAUCUUAAUGCUCCAGUAGUCUCUCUCUUUUAUGUUAGGCACUCAUCGGAUUCCUGGUCCCAAAUUUAAGAAGUGGUUUUCUGGAAAUUAAAGAUCUUUUAUUUUUGCUGAUAAUUCAUCAUAUCAUCUUGGGACCUUUAUGGCUGUAUAAGAAGACUUUCCAUUCUUGUUACCUUGUUUUUAAAUGCGGUACUCAGAAGUCAUUCAAAGCUCAUGAAUGUCUCGAACCAUUGUGACCAAAGAUUUGUCAUCACCGGGGCAUUUUAUAAUAUCUUAUGUUCAUUGAUUAAUCUCGUAUUUAAAUGCUUUAUUUCUCAAGUUGGUUGUCUAUCGUUUUAGCACUUGUUCUAUUGAUUUUAUGGCUUUCUACUUCUCUUUGAUUUUAUCAACUUUAACUAUUACAGCAAGAAUUAUCAGUUUGUGUUUCAAGCACUGAGAGGUUCUUAAUGAUGGUUACAGGGAGAAGCAGAUUACUAUAGAAGAGGCAUGCUUAUUCGGUCUAAUGGCUGAUUCUGCUUUAGAGUCCCAUUGCCAAUCUGAUGCAUUAGGUCUGAAACAUAUAAGCAGUUCAUUUUUCAAUUUUCCUGGUUUUUUUGUGGGGUUUGGUUCAAGAGGUUCAUCAGAGUCUGACUCAGUUAGGAGUCCCACAUCUCCUCUUGAUUUUAGUUUCUUAUCAAGUCUUAGUAACCCAUUUAGCCUCAAGUCCCCAAGAUCCCCGUCCCAAAAUGGCCAUCAAAAGAAUUGGAAUAGCAGUAAAGUUGGUCUUGGCAUCAUAAAUUUACUUGCUGAUGAGACCAAACCACCUGGUGUAGUUCUUAAUUCUCCGAAGAGGAAGAAUAUAAUCUUUGGAUCACAGGUGAAGACUGGUUAUUCUGUCAGAUCUAACUCUUUGCCAAGAGACUACAUGCUCUUGUUACUACCAAAAACCAAAACUCUGAACCGCCAAUUAGGUAAAUCAAAUUCUGAAGCUGUAUUUGGGGAUGAGGCAGUCCAAUUAGAAUGUAAACCAUUUGAAAACUCUUCUCCAAUUACCUUAUCCCCCAAAUCCCCUUUGAUUUCUAAAAAGUUCUGUUCAGAAAAUAGAACAACUACUAUUACAAGUUUAUCAUUUUUUGAUGAUGGAGGUACACCAACAGAUGACUCUUUGGGGACCAAAUCAAGUUCACUUCCAGUGCCCAUUGGUUCUAGCAAAGGAUAUGUAGGUUCUCUCUCUGCACGUGAUAUUGAGCUUUCUGAGGAUUAUACCUGUAUAAUUUCUUAUGGUCCAAACCCUAAAACAACUCACAUUUUUGGUGACUGUAUUUUGGAAUGUCACACGAAUGAGUUGUCCAAUUUUGACAUGGGAUCUGAAUUACCUCAAGAGACCAACUCUCCACUUCCGUCUGAUGAGUUUUUGAGCUUCUGUUACACUUGCAAGAAAAAAUUGGAGACCAGAGAUGACAUUUAUAUGUACAGAGGUGAGAAGGCAUUUUGCAGUUUCAAUUGCCACUCAGAGGAAAUUUUUGGUGAGGAUGAGACAGAGAAAACUUAUGAUAAUUCGCCCAAAAGCUCUUCCAUGUCCAGCUACCAUGAAGAUCUUUUUCUAACCAGUAUGCCCAUUGCAAUGUAACACAUUCAAGUGAUAACAAGUGGAUCAUCUGUACUUGAAGAGCUGUUUAUGUGUAUCCCUAUGCAGCCAUGGAUGAUCACAAAGAUGAAACAUACUGUUUUCUGGUUUGUGUUUCAGUCGAUGCUACGGACGAGUCCUGGGCAGCAAUAGCAUAGAGUCUCUAUUUUUGUAGUCUGAGGCAUAAGCAUUACCUUACAUCGAUUGUUGUUUUUCUAUAUUUACAAUUAGAUGGGUUAGAAGUGGCCAAGAGCCCUCACUCAUCAGUUUUCUUUCCAGUUCAACAUCCUGCCUUUAUCAAGAGCUCGUGUAGUUGCCAUUUGAAUCUCUUAAAAGCAUUAUGCAUAAAGAUACCCAAUAUUCUGUCAUCAAA
Messenger RNA from Ricinus communis (castor bean), 2956 nucleotides. RefSeq names its product FCS-Like Zinc finger 8. Bases 1480 to 2586 code for a protein of 368 amino acids. The record is from RefSeq and is a predicted model, not a curated record. Lineage: Eukaryota; Viridiplantae; Streptophyta; Magnoliopsida; Malpighiales; Euphorbiaceae. The transcript is spliced from 3 exons.